GUCACAAGGCGGCGUCGCGCUCCUGCAUUUGUUGUGAUUCGGCUGAAUAACGAGUGUUGAAGAACACCGAAAGGAAAGCUACUGAGAUCUAUGCGACGUAAAGAUGGUGUCUAUUAAAGAGGAGAGUGAAGACAUUAAGAUUGAAGAUGCAAUCAGUGUGAAACAAGAAGAUACUGAGGAACAAACAGAUCUGAUGCUGCUGAAAGAGGAGAGUGAAGAACUUGAUGGAAUGAAAGAAAAAGAUCAGUGUAAAAAAAAUGAUAAUGUAACUGAAGAAAUAUCUGAUAAGACUUCCUCACAAAAAAGUAAUUUCACCUGCCAACAGUGUGGAAAGGGAUUCUCUUCAAAGGCAAGCCUGAAACGCCACAUUGAAGCUCACUCUGGAGAGAGGCCUUACACCUGCCAACAGUGUGGAAAGGGUUUCACUUCAAAGGCAAGCCUGAAACGGCACAUUGAUGCUCACUCUGGAGAGAGGCCUUACGCCUGCCCGCAGUGUGGAAAGUGUUUCAAUAAAAAAGCAACCCUACAAGAACACAUACGUAUACACACUAGAGAAAAGCCUUAUACGUGCCCUCAGUGUGGAAACUGUUUCACUCAGCAUGGAAACUUUAACAGGCACAUGAGAGUUCACACUGGAGAGAAGCCUUACGCCUGCAAACUGUGUGAAAAGAGCUUUACAACAAAACUAAACCUUAAGGAUCAUAUAAACAGUCACACUGGUGAGACGCCAUUUACAUGUGAUCAGUGUGAAAGAAGAUUCCGAUAUAAGAUAACCCUUAAAAGGCACAUGAAGAUUCACUUAAGAAAGAGCAAUUUUACAUGUCCUCAGUGUGGAAUGAGUUUCUCAGACAGCAAAAACCUUACGAAUCAUGUGAUCACUCACACUGGAGAGAAACCACAUAUGUGCCUUGAAUGUGGAAAGACUUGCUCAAACAAUACAAAUCUUGCUGUUCACAUGAGAGUUCACACUGGAGAGAAGCCUUUCACCUGCCCUCAGUGUGGAAGGAGCUUCAGAUUCAUAGGAAACUUUCAGACUCACAUGAGAGUUCACACAGGAGAGAGGCCUUACAUCUGCCCUCAUUGUGGAAAGAGCUUCAGAUUUAUUGGAAACUUUCAUACUCACAUGAGAAUUCACACAGGAGAGAGGCCUUUCAAGUGUCUUGAGUGUGACGAGAGUUUCUCGUAUCAGAGAAACCUGAAAACCCAUCUGCUGACUCACUCUUGAAAAGAAUUCUAGUGUUUCCUCAGUGGCAAGAGAUUUGCAAAAUAGAGCAAUUUUUAAAAAUCAGCAGCUCAUUCAUUCUAGAGGUGGUACUUUUUCAAAGUUCCGGAAUUUUCGGGGGCGGGACUUGGGCACCAAACAUCCUGAUUGGUUGAGUUCACGCAGCAUUGUGAUUUCAACCACCAUUUAUACAGAUCAUUUUCAAAAUUUUACUGUUACUGUGUCAUGAAAUGUCAUUUUAAAUGUAUUUCAGGCGAAAAUGUAGUUGUUUAAAACUCAAAUCUGCUGUGUAUUUAUAAAGACAGAACCUAUUUAAAAAUGUGUUUUGCUGAUUUCAGAGACGGUUUUGUAUCUUCUGAAAUUUUGUCGCUUGCUCUGAUGUCUCUUUAGUGGUUAAACAUAACAGGUAAUCUUUGGUCUGUAUUCAAUGUAUAUGUUAAAUUCAGUGUUAAAAUGAAAAUAAAAAGAGGCAAUUGGUA
This is a messenger RNA of Carassius gibelio (silver crucian carp), 1701 nucleotides long. RefSeq names its product gastrula zinc finger protein XlCGF8.2DB-like. The record is from RefSeq and is a predicted model, not a curated record. Lineage: Eukaryota; Metazoa; Chordata; Actinopteri; Cypriniformes; Cyprinidae. Gene Ontology annotation, biological process: regulation of DNA-templated transcription. The transcript is spliced from 3 exons. Gene Ontology annotation, molecular function: RNA polymerase II cis-regulatory region sequence-specific DNA binding; DNA-binding transcription factor activity, RNA polymerase II-specific. The coding region runs from base 104 to 1225 and encodes 373 amino acids.